Messenger RNA from Tetranychus urticae (two-spotted spider mite), 4238 nucleotides. RefSeq names its product WD repeat-containing protein 48. Gene Ontology annotation, molecular function: ubiquitin binding. NCBI's taxonomy places the organism in Eukaryota, Metazoa, Arthropoda, Arachnida, Trombidiformes, Tetranychidae. Gene Ontology annotation, biological process: double-strand break repair via homologous recombination. The record is from RefSeq and is a predicted model, not a curated record.
AUCUGAGUUUGUUUUUCUUCAAUUGUUUAUUAUAUUUAUUGAAUUCAUCAUUUCAUCUUCGAUAAAGAUUGGCUGUGAUAUUUUCUUGUAAUUGUGUUAAAAAUUAUGCUCUUGGAAAUAAUUUAAUGUUAAACAGUGUUUUGUAAACCGAACCGCUAAACCGGUGAUAAUCUUACGUAUCUGUUUGUUUUUUUUUGGUCUCUGGAUUUUACUUCUCUAUCUCUCUUUCUCUCUCUGGCUUUCUCUUUCUAACUCUCUCUCUAUUUUCCCUUUUCUUUGCUUUUUCUCUUUGAAUUUUUCUCAUGUUUUUUUUCCUAGUGAGCUAAACAUUCAUCUACAGUUUCAGUUAAUUAGAUAAAUUUUUGAUUAUGGUAUAUCCCCUGUUUCUCUUGUCAUUUGCUUAAUAUGGUUACCUAUCAGCAAUGUCAAAUGUUGCUUCACGCGGUAUGUCUGGUCAUAAUUGCCGGAAAAAGGUUAGUUUAACCUAUGUGAUUCGUGAUGAGGUUGAAAAGUACCAUCGAUCAGGAAUUAAUUCACUUCAAUUGGAUUCUACAUUAAACCGGUUAUACUCAGCUGGACGUGAUUCUAUUAUAAGAAUAUGGAAUCUUCGGAAUCCAAAAGAGCCUUACAUUCAAUCGAUGGAGCAUCAUACUGAUUGGGUUAACGAUAUUGUUAUCUGUUGCAAUGGUAAGAAUCUCAUUACCGCUUCAAGUGAUACUACAGUUAAGGUUUGGAAUGCACAUAAAGGCUUCUGCAUGUCAACAUUGAGAACCCAUAAGGAUUAUGUUAAAGCUUUAGCUUAUGCGAAAGAUAAGGAACAAGUCGCCUCUGCGGGCCUGGACCGAGCAAUCUUUUUAUGGGAUGCAAAUACAUUGACAGCCUUAACUGCUUCCAAUAAUACUGUUACAACAUCGUCACUCACUGGUAAUAAAGAUUCAAUUUAUAGCCUUGCAAUGAACCCUUCAGGCACUGUAAUUGUUUCUGGCUCAACAGAGAAAGUUAUUCGUGUUUGGGAUCCAAGGAGCUGUCAGAAAUUGAUGAAACUUAAAGGUCAUUCCGAUAAUGUAAGAGCUUUGAUGGUCAAUCGAGAGGGAACACAGUGUCUCUCUGCUUCAAGUGAUGGUACAAUACGUUUGUGGUCAUUAGGCCAGCAAAGAUGUAUAUUAACUGUUCGAGCUCAUGAUGAAGGUGUUUGGGCUCUUCAGGUUAACGAUACGUUUACUCAGUGCUACUCAGGAGGGCGUGAUAAAAAGUUAAUUAUGACUGAUUUGAGGAAUCCAGAAAAUCGUGCUGUGAUAUGUGAAGAAAGUGCACCUAUACUCAAAAUGCUUCUCGUUCCACCAGAUAAUAAUAGUAUUUGGGUAGCCACAACCGACUCGAGUAUCAAAAAUUGGUCUCUUGCUCAUAGUCGAUUAAAAAAUUUUUCUCAUUCCAAUUGGGAGGACUACGAUUCUGAUUUGUCACCGCCACUAAACAAUAAGCCCGAAAUAACUAUCAAAGGUAAUCCCGCACUUCGCCAGUAUCAUGUUCUCAAUGAUAGACGGUUUAUCCUAACCAAAGACACUGACCGUAAUGUAGCUAUAUAUGAUGUGCUCAAAGCUGUUAAAGUUCAAGACCUUGGCAAGGUUGACAUGGAAGAAGAGAUAAAGAAACGUUUUAAAUUGAUUUAUGUGCCAAACUGGUUCAUAGUGGAUCUCAAGUCCGGAAUGUUAUCAAUUCACUUAGAAGAGCCAGAUUGUUUAUCAGCUUGGGUUUCCGCCAAAGAGUUUGGUUUUGCUAGCCCGAAUGACCCAUCCGAUCCGAAAAUUAACCUAGGACAUUUGCUACUUCAAGCAUUGUUUGAACAUUGGCCACCCCAGUUACACAGUUACAAUCGUAGUCAUCACUCUGGGUCUAGUGAAGUUGAUGGCGAUCCAUUAACCAAUGGUGGAGAUGAGGAAAACCUAGAAGAGUCUGGUAGAAGGUCAGAGGAAUCAGGAAAAAUUGUUAUUCAACGACCUUACAAUCAAUACUUCAGUGUACCAACUCACACUCCAAUUAUUUUAAGUGAAGGAAGUAAUCGUACUCUUUUAAGACUUUUAGUUGGGGAUGCUCGCCGUGAAACGGAAGAUAUGUUACUCCAAGAAAAUGUCCCUCUUUGGAUUAGUGAAGCUCUAUUUUUCCAUAAAUUGCCAAAGUUCACGAAAACAUCAUUUUUCCUUUUACCUCACCCAUCCUCAGGUAUCAAAUCAUACCAACGAAAGGACCGUUUAACAGCUAAUGACCUUUUGCAAGUACGAAAAGUUAUUGAACAUGUGUAUGAAAAAGUGUUAGGAGCAGGCAUUGACGGUACAACCAGCAGUGGUACACCUAAUUCAAUAGCAGGAGCUGGCUCUACAGCUGCCUCAGCUGCAGCAGCAGCUUCAGUUGCUGCUGGUUCUAGUUCAACAGGAGGAUUGUCAUCUACCAAUUCAACUGGUCUUAAUAAUAAUAGUCAAGAAAGGUCAUCUGACUCUAGUAUAUGUGGGAACACUGAUAAAGAUGAUGACAAAAUACUGCCAGAGGAAAAGGUUGAAUUGCUUUGCCAAGACCAAGUACUCAAUCCUAACAUGGACCUUCGAUCAGUUCGACAUUUUAUUUGGAAAAGUAGUCAAGAUUUAGAGCUUCAUUUCAGGCCCAUCAAAUGAAGCUUCAAUUUAUUUUCUUGAUGCUCAUCUUAGGUGUUAUCAUCUGGCAUUUUUCUAUCAAUCAACAAAAAACCGACUAAAAGACAAGCAAAGAAACAAUUUAUGCUUUACAGUUUUUCUCUCAGUUUUAUGAAGAUGAAAAAAAACAUAAACGGUCUAAGGCCUUAAUUAUAUAUUUAUAAAUAUAAAUUAUCUCUUUAUAUGGAUUAUAUACAAAGAAAUUUGAAUAGAAACGUGAAAUCAAAUGAGAUAUCAAGUUUCAUGAAUCAGUGUAAUCUGUAACAUUUAUUUAAACUGUUUACAUACACAUACACACCAUAAACUCACGAAAACAAAAAAAAAACAUUCAUUUCACACACACAUCAUCCAAUGGAUUCGCAGUUACUGUUAAGCCGAAGCUUACGUUCAGCUUAUACAGGAUAAAAUAGUUGUUGACGACCAACAUGAUGAUCCCAUGUUUUUGCCAUAGAAAAAAUUCAACAAAUUCUACAUCUUCGACCUUUGUGUAUAAUCACAUUAAUAUGUGUAAACAAUUUUUCACACCAUCAUCUUUUGUUUGAAUAUCACUAGUCUGGAGGUGAAAUGCCUGUUCUAUCAUUUCACCUUUUCUCACCCUGUAAUUUGCUAUUCCUCUACUUCUUUUCUUUUACUUUCUUUUCCCUCCUUUUAUCACUUCCUCUAUUUUCUUCUUCUUCUCAAUCUUGUUUUAUUAUUAGUUAUUAUAAUUAUAUUAUUAAUAACAUUGAUAACAAUGAUAUCAGUCAUCAUUUUGACUCCUAAUUAUGGCUCCAAUUACGACACUCAACACAACUCCAACCUAACCAAAAUCAGUCCGUAAUGAUUCUGGCAUUUUCACCAAGUUAAAACCCAGGGAACAAUUAAACAUCAAAACGUGUGGAGAAAGCUGAUAAAGAGGAAAAUAAUGAUCACUAUUAAAUGAAUGGAUUCACCACCAAAUUACCUGAUGAGUCUAAACCCGAUCACUUUUGGCACUUUAUACAAUCUAAAUGUCAAUUGUAAUCAUAUUAUCUUUUGAUUAUUUUCACCUGUUUUAUUCAAAAUGAUGAUUUCAAGCCGCUGUUUGAUAAUUUACCGGUAAUGACCAUCGGGCUGUUAAAAAGUAUGGUUUUGCAAAUUCCUUAACAAGUAACUAGUUGUUUUUUACUGUUAAUGUUUACAGUAAAUGUUAAUUUCAUGUGUAAGCUAAACCAUUAGACUGUUCAUUCUCAUCGUUAUCAACUUUCAACACCAAGAAAUUUCUACCUCUUGGAAACAAAGACAAAUAAUCAAAGCAAUAUUAAUUAAAAAAAACAUUCACAAUGAGCAAAAACAAAGAUUUUUUUGGAAGAAACGAUAAUUUGGAACUUUAAAGGUUACAAUAGAAUAAUUAAAAUCUUGAAAAACCUUAUAAAAAACAUCAAUAAUGAGUAUGAUAAUAAUGUAAACCAAAUUUUAUUAAAAUAAUAUUUUGCUUACAAACAACUCGGUGGUUUAGUAUUAGUUUAAGGAUAACAAAAUAAAGAUCAAUGUCUUUAAAAGUGUAAAGCAAAUAAAAUAAUUUGAAAAUCAAUA